Molecule: messenger RNA, 5431 nt
Organism: Myotis lucifugus (little brown bat)
Lineage: Eukaryota; Metazoa; Chordata; Mammalia; Chiroptera; Vespertilionidae
Gene: ABTB1
Product: ankyrin repeat and BTB domain containing 1
Exons: 12
Coding region: 77-1513 (478 amino acids)
Cellular component (GO): cytoplasm; ubiquitin ligase complex
Molecular function (GO): protein binding
Source: RefSeq, a predicted model, not a curated record
GCGAGCGGGGCGUGGCGGGGCCGGCGCCUGUUUACGUCCGGCUCCGGAGCGUCAGUGCGUCCGCCGCGUCUGCGCCAUGGAUAUCAGCGACCUCUUCACCAGCUGCAGGAAGGGAGACGUGGGUCGAGUGCGGUACCUGCUGGAGCAGCGAGACGUGGAUGUGAAUGUAUGGGACAAGUGGGAUAGUACCCCCUUGUACUAUGCCUGUCUAUGUGGGCAUGAAGAACUGGUACUCUACCUUCUGGCCAAUGGAGCCCGCUGUGAGGCCAACACAUUCCACGGUGAACGCUGCUUCUAUGGGGCUGCAAGUGAUACCAUCCGCCGGGCCCUGCUUGAUUAUAAGCAAGUGACACCCUCCUCCAGGAGGCGGGACUACUAUGAUGAAUUCCUGCAGCGGCUUCUGGAUCAAGGCAUCCACAGUGAUGUGCUCUUUGUGGUGCACGGGAAGCCCUUCCGGGCCCAUCGCUGCAUUCUGGGUGCACGUAGCAGCUACUUUGCCAACAUGCUGGAUACCAAGUGGAAGGGCAAGAGCAUCGUGGUCCUCAGACAUCCACUGAUCAACGCUGUGGCCUUUGGGGCCCUGCUGCAGUACCUGUACACAGGUGGCCUGGAUGUCGGUGUGGAACACAUCAGUGACUGUGAGCGCCUGGCCAAGCAGUGCCAGCUAUUGGAUCUGCUCAACGACCUGGAGGCCAAGUGCAAGGAAGUGUCUGAGUUUGUGGCGUCCAAGCCAGGCACUCAUGUGAAGGUGCUGAGCAUGAGGCCCCCCGCAGAGGACCCCCGGCUCCGGGAGGACCUGGCCUUAUUGGCUGACUGUGCCCUGCCCCCUGAGCUCCGAGGUGAUCUUGGGGAGUUGCCUUUCCCUUUCCCUGAUGGCUUCAACAGCUGUCCUGAUGUUUGCUUCCAAGUGGAGGGUUGCAGCUUCCUCUGCCACAAGGCCUUCUUCUGUGGCCGCAGCGACUACUUCCGGGCCCUGCUGGAUGACCACUUCCGAGAGAAUGAAGGGCUAGAGGCCUCUGGUGGCCUCCCAGCCAUCACCCUGCAUGGCCUCUCGCCCCACGUCUUCACCCAUGUGCUCUACUACAUAUACACCAACCACACUGAGGUGCCCCCGGAGGUGGCCUAUGAUGUGCUGAGCAUGGCCGACAUGUACCUGUUGCCGGGCCUGAAACGACUGUGUGGCCGCAGUCUGGCCCAGCUGCUGGAUGAGGACAGUGUGGUGGGCCUGUGGCGCGUGGCCAAGCUGUUCCGCCUGGCACGCCUCGAGGACCAGUGCACUGAGUACAUGGCCAAGGUUAUCGAGAAGCUGGUGGAGCAGGAGGACUUCUCGGAGGCCGUGAGGGAGGAGGCGGCGGCUGUGAGAGGCCGGCAGGAGCAGGACUCCAUCCCUCUGGUAGAUGACAUCCGCUUCCACAUCACCAGCGUGGUGCAGACCUACAGCAACAUUAAGGAGAUGGAGCGGCGGCUACACGCACUUGAGGACCUGCUGGUGUCCAUUGGCCUGGACUGCUGACUGACACUGGGCCACGGGCUCCCUGUGGACUACGCAUGUGGUUUGGUCGACCAUGUGCUCCACUGUGUGCUCCUUGCACCCUCCAGGGCAUCGUGGUGUGUGGAAGAGACUCGUUGAGGCUCCCUACCCUGGUGUGCUUGGAGGCCCCAGGGAGGGUUACCUAGGAUGAGCUUCCUCCCCCGUGCACAAACCAGCCCCCUCAGCCCUGGGCUGGGCACCACUCAGGGAAACCUGGGGUGGGAUCUCUUAGCCUCCUUCCCCAGGUCCCCCUCCCCUCCACUCUGGCUCUCCCUGGCUGCUUGCUUCCUAAAACCAAGCCACCUUCUCACAGGCACAGAGAUGGCCAGGAGGGAGCAGCAGAGUGUGUGGCAAUAAAGCUUGAAUUCACUGGGAACCUGAGCCCGGGAAGAUGGUGAGAUGGGGUGUAGGGGCAGUUUCUGGAGUUGGGGACCCUCAUGGAGAGGUUUAGGUGCCCAGCAGGGGCUACUCAGGGAUUAGGGGUUGCCCUGGGUCUAUGGGUCUUGAGUAGGCAACCCCUGUUUGUGGGGGCCCUGAAAUCUCCCAGCUGAACUCCUCAUCACACCCCUGCCCCGGAGCAGGACUCCCCUCAGGGCACAGCUUUCCCCUGGGCUCCUUGUUGGUGAAGUCACACUGACCAACUGCCUGGCCUGGGGGCCCUGGAGGAUGUUGAGUGGGAUAGGGCUGACUGAGGACGCAGGCUGCUUCCCCCUCAGGCCAAGUAAGGAUUGGCUUCUGAGCCAUAGCAUUUCUAGCACUCAUUCACUGAGCACUUACUCUCUAAGGAAGGCUGUUCAUAUGGCCGAAGUGUCUGAUCAUCCCUGCCCAUGAUCCCAGGCACCGGGACAGGCUGGGCCACAGGCAGGACCGAGGAGAGGCCUGGCAGCAACUGGCUCUGCAAUCCCAGGAUGCAGGGCCGGGAGAAGUGGGUGCAGAGAAGUGAAAGGGGGAGGAAGCCCUGACUCUCCCACUCCCCACCCCACUGGCCACUGGCUGUGUUGGGCCUCGUUCCAAGAGGGGGACUGUACCUCCACUUCCCCUCAGCCCCAGGCCAGCCUCCUCCUGGACGUUAUUAGGGAGGUCAGAGGUGGCUUUCUCAGGAUGCCCUUCAGGCUUUCAGACCCCUACAUAGCCCCUAUCUGGUCCCUGAGGCCCAGGUGUUGUGUAGGUAGCUAGAUCUUAAAGGAAGAAAGCAAAGGGAAUCAGACAUUAUUGUUUCACCAGGAAGUUACAGCUUCACACACUCCCAGGGAACCACUGGUCCUUUCCUGCCAAUCACUGGGGCAAGGGACAGAACAAUGAAGGGGGAGGUACACAGUGCGGAGUAGGAGUAAAUUGGCUCAGGGAGGUGCUUCUAUGAGGCAUGCGCAUAGAGCCAAAUGGCCACAGAGGACUGUCAGUCAAGCCUGGGGGAAGAAUGGAUUGGUUGGGGUGGUCCCAUCAGAAGCUCCGGAAGCUUGGAAGUUGAUUGGUUACUUUGAAUACACGGGUCCUUCCCAAACCCAGGUAAUCUAAUCCCAGGAAACAAAGCCAGUCCCUCUCUCCCUCCCUCUCAAUAGCACACGCUCACCCUUUCCUUCACUUGUUCUCACUCCAUAGCCAUGUGGCCUUAGCAGUCGCAUGGCCAUUCUCUAAACACAGGCUCCAGGCCGAGCCUGGAUACAGCAGCACAGCUAGGAUUGCAGCCAGGAACCCGAACCAAGCCAGCCGGGUGGUGAGAAACUGUGGACUGGACUCGGCUUUAACGUGGCCCAGGGUCUCUGGACGCUGGGUCUAUUUCUGGCCCUGAUGUCCCAUGGCAGGAGGGACAGCGAUGGGACAUGGGGAACUGCCUUCUACUUCCACCCAAAUGAAUCUUACCACCAGACCUCAUCCUCCCUUGUGGGUCUCCCAAAAUGAUUUUUUUCUCAACACCUCAAGGACCCACGUCCAUCGUCCAUCGGCAACAGAGCUGCACCCCAAGGCCUCUCGCUCGUCUGCUUUGGGAACAGCAGGCUGAAAUCCGAGUGGUGCUCGGAGCUGGGGGAAGAGUCAGAAGCUCACUGUUCUUCCACCGGCGGGAUGCUGGGCAUGGUGGCCCUCCCUGCAGUUGUUUCAUGUCACUUGACACUUGUUACUCUUGUUGUUUUCCAGAACUUGGGGGAAUCUUUUCCUUUCCCUCUCCAGUGCAUUUCAUCUGUGUUGGUCCAGUAGGGGAAGCUGUAAGGGCUGAAGGACAGGAUGAGCGAUCAGUUGAACAAGUUAGCAGGUAGGCUGGGAGGAGUGGUGAGGAGGGGGAGCUCGCCAAGCUGACAGGGGUGGCCCUGCUGGUGGAGGGCAGGGUUUAUGCAAGGUCCUGGGAGUCUGAAGGAGCCUGACAUGAGACGAGGGGUCAGCAUGGCCAGAGGCCAGGAGUUCCCACCCUGGCUCUCUUACUGCCUGGUCGCUGUGCCGUGCCUGUUUGCCUCUCUAUAAAUGGGAAGUCAUUUUCAUAGUAAUUCCUUGCUUGGGGUGUUAGUUACUACUUGGGCAGGGCUCAGUGCAGCACUGGUUGUAAGUGCUGAGCCUAGAGAGGAGGUGUGAGUAGGAAGUGACGGGGGAGGGGGGCACUGACUUGCAUAUUUGAAAGUUUACUUGGGUGUGCCCCACAACCCCAGCUUCUAAACACAGGACAUGAUGUCCCAAAAAGGAAUGGAGGAGGAGUGCUGAGUGGGAGUUGGGGGUUCAUCUGACUUGUGUGUAGUUUUCUUUCUUUUUUUAAAAUGUUUUUAUUGACAUUUAGAGAGAGAAGAAGGGAGAGGGAGAGAGAAACAUCGAUCAGCUGCCUCUUGCACACCCCCUAACCGGGAUCGAGCCCACAACCCAGGCAUGUGCCCUGAUGGGGAAUCAAACCAGCAACCUUUCGGUGCAUGGAUGACACCAACCAACUGAGCCACACCUACCAGGGCACUUGUGUGUAGUUUUCCAUACUUUUAGAAUAUGUGGUGUGUAGCUGUACUACGUUAAGAAUGGAAAAGCACACCUAUCCCUCACUUCAUUUUAAUUAAUUCGUGAUAAGUGCAAAACGGCUGAAUGAAAAAAUAUAAAUUUUCAUAAAUUUAAUUGGGUAAUACACAUAUUCUGUCCUAAUUCAAGGUAGCCACAUACUUUUCACUGCAGGAAAAAUAGAUCAACAAACACUGACAAAAUAAGCAACAACGGAAAAGAAACACUGCUUAUACACAUAAUGUAAUGUAGGGGGAUGGUUUGUUUAUGCCCCUGAGAAGAGAAAAGGAGUGAUGGUGGGGCAGGGCGGAGACAAGAUCAGUAGCAGUGCUGUGCUGAGUCAUACUAAAAUUGGAAGCAAAAAGAAAAGCCAGAUCCUAACUAUUUAAAAUAUUAUUUGGUUUAUCAUUCUUUUGCAUUAAUUUUGAUUUUAAAAAUUACAGUAUUAUCUUGAUUACUAAGAUUUUUAGUGCCCCAUUACAUUUUGUGUCUAGGUGAGUGGUGCCCAUUAUGGUAUCUAUAAUAAUAAAAGCAUAAUAUGCUACUUAGACCUGGCAUCAUUCUGGACGGCCUUCCAGACGACCUUCCGGACAAAGCCGGGGCUGCGAGGGAAGCCCGGGUCCCAGGUGCCAGAGGGAAGCCGGUGCCGGUGCCAGCAGCCUGGGGAAGGAAGGCCUACUCUUGCACGAAUUUCGUGCAUUGGCCUCUGGUUACAAAUAAACAGGAAAUAAGCAAAUAGCCUCUGAGUUGUAAUCACGGAAGGAAAUUAUGGAAUAGAUGUGGCUGCAAAGAUGUCAGUGCAGCUUCUGUUUCCCCAAGGGAAACAUGGGCUCAUUCAAUCCACCUUGGGUGUGCCCCACAACCCCUUUGGCCCUGACCCAAAUAGUUGUUACAGGAGGUAAGUCUACAAUGAAAAAAUAAAGUAUUUUUUUUUCA